AUGCGCGACGGCCCCGUUCCCUCUUCCUCCGCCUCCCCUGGCUUCCGCCGUCCACGGAGCCGCCGCCACCGCCGCCGAGGAGUCAGGAAGUUCAAGAUGGCCGCCGCGGAGGCGCCGUCGCUGCGGGAACAGCCAGAGAUGGAAGAUGCUAAUUCUGAAAAGAGUGUUAAUGAAGAAAAUGGAGAAGUAUCAGAAGACCAAUCUCAAAAUAAGCACAGUCGUCACAAGAAAAAGAAACAUAAACACAGAAGUAAACAUAAGAAACAUAAACAUUCUUCAGAAGAAGACAAGGAUAAAAAGCAUAAACAUAAGCAUAAACAUAAAAAACACAAAAGGAAAGAGGUCAUUGACGCUUCUGACAAAGAAGGUCUGUCUCCAGCAAAAAGAACUAAACUUGAUGAUUUAGCUUUGCUGGAAGACUUGGAGAAGCAGAGAGCCUUGAUUAAAGCUGAACUCGAUAAUGAGUUAAUGGAAGGGAAGGUCCAGUCUGGGAUGGGGCUCAUAUUACAAGGUUAUGAGUCCGGCUCUGAAGAAGAGGGGGAGAUCCAUGAAAAGGCAAGAAAUGGAAAUAGGUCUAGUACUAGAUCUUCAAGUACGAAGGGGAAACUUGAACUUGUGGACAAUAAAAAUAGUACAAAAAAGCGAAGUAAAAGCAGAUCCAAAGAACGGACUAGACAUAGGUCUGAUAAAAAGAAAAAUAAGGGAGGUGUUGAAAUAGUUAAAGAGAAGGCAACGAGGAGCAAGUCCAAGGAGAGGAAAAAAUCAAAAAGUCCCUCCAAAAGAAGUAAGUCUCAAGAUGAAGCCAGAAAGUCCAAGUCGCCCACCCUUAGACGGCGCUCUCAAGAGAAAGUUGGGAAGGCCAGAUCUCCUGUCGAUGACAAGGUUAAAGUCGAAGAUAAAACUAAGUCAAAGGAUAGGAAAAAAUCCCCUGUUAUAAAUGAAAGUAGAAGUCGUGAUCGAGGCAAGAAAUCUAGAUCCCCAAUCGACUUGAGAGGUAAAUCCAAAGACAGAAGGUCACGGUCCAAAGAGAGAAAAUCAAAACGGUCUGAAGCCGAUAAAGAGAAGAAGCCAGUCAAGUCUCCCUCUAAAGAUGCUUCCUCUGGGAAAGAAAACAGGUCACCCAGUAGAAGACCUGGUCGCAGUCCCAAAAGAAGAAGUUUGUCUCCAAAACAGCGUGAUAAGUCAAGAAGAAGUCGAUCCCCACUCUUGAAUGACAGGAGGUCUAAACAGAGCAAGUCACCUUCUCGAACCCUGUCUCCUGGCAGGAGAGCCAAGAGCCGGUCCUUGGAAAGAAAACGCAGGGAGCCUGAAAGGAGACGCCUCUCUUCUCCAAGAACACGACCUCGAGAGGACAUCCUCAGUAGGCGGGAAAGGUCCAAGGAUGCCAGCCCGAUCAGUAGGUGGUCUCCAGCUCGAAGACGAGCCAGUAGAUCUCCUGUUAGGAGGAGGUCUCGUUCCCCCCUCAGACGGAGCCGGUCUCCCAGAAGAAGAAGCAGGUCUCCUCGGAGAAGGGACAGAGGUCGGAGGAGCAGAUCACGCCUGAGAAGGCGGUCUCGAUCACGGGGUGGGCGCAGACGUAGGAGCAGAAGCAAAGUCAAGGAAGACAAAUUUAAAGGCAGUCUUUCUGAAGGAAUGAAGGUCGAGCAGGAAUCGUCAUCUGAUGACAAUCUUGAAGACUUCGAUGUUGAGGAGGAAGAUGAAGAAGCCUUGAUAGAGCAGAGAAGAAUACAAAGACAGGCCAUCGUUCAGAAAUACAAGUACCUUGCUGACGACAGCAACAUGUCGGUGCCCUCCGAGCCCAGCAGCCCCCAGAGCAGCACCCGCACCCGCUCCCCUUCUCCUGACGAUAUCCUGGAGCGCGUGGCCGCCGACGUCAAGGAGUACGAGCGAGAGAACGUGGACACCUUUGAGGCCUCGGUCAAAGCCAAGCAUAAUCUGAUGACCGUUGAACAGAAUAACGGUUCAUCUCAGAAGAAGCUCUUGGCACCUGAUAUGUUUACAGAAUCUGAUGAUAUGUUUGCUGCCUAUUUUGAUAGUGCGCGUCUGCGAGCUGCUGGCAUCGGAAAAGAUUUCAAAGAGAAUCCCAACCUCAGGGAUAACUGGACUGACGCAGAAGGCUAUUACCGUGUGAACAUAGGUGAAGUCUUGGAUAAGCGCUACAACGUGUACGGCUACACGGGCCAAGGUGUGUUCAGUAACGUGGUCCGAGCCCGGGAUAACGCGAGGGCCAACCAGGAGGUGGCCGUGAAGAUCAUCAGAAACAACGAGCUCAUGCAAAAAACUGGCUUGAAAGAAUUAGAAUUCUUGAAAAAGCUGAAUGACGCCGACCCUGACGACAAGUUCCACUGUCUGCGGCUCUUCAGACACUUUUAUCACAAGCAGCAUCUGUGCCUGGUGUUUGAGCCUCUGAGUAUGAAUUUACGAGAGGUGUUAAAAAAAUACGGUAAGGAUGUUGGCCUUCAUAUUAAGGCUGUCCGAUCCUAUAGUCAGCAGUUGUUCUUGGCUCUGAAACUCCUUAAAAGAUGCAAUAUCCUCCAUGCAGAUAUCAAGCCAGACAAUAUCUUGGUUAAUGAAUCAAAAACUAUAUUAAAGCUCUGCGACUUUGGGUCAGCCUCACAUGUUGCGGAUAAUGACAUAACGCCUUACCUUGUCAGUAGAUUUUACCGCGCUCCUGAAAUCAUUAUAGGUAAAAGCUAUGACUAUGGUAUAGAUAUGUGGUCUGUAGGUUGCACCUUAUAUGAACUCUAUACUGGAAAAAUUUUAUUUCCUGGCAAAACCAAUAACCAUAUGUUGAAGCUCGCCAUGGAUCUCAAAGGAAAGAUGCCAAAUAAGAUGAUUCGGAAAGGCGUAUUUAAAGACCAGCAUUUUGAUCAAAACCUCAACUUCAUGUACAUAGAAGUUGAUAAAGUAACCGAGAGGGAGAAAGUUACUGUCAUGAGCACCAUUAAUCCAACUAAGGACCUGUUGGCUGACUUGAUUGGGUGCCAGCGACUUCCUGAAGACCAACGUAAAAAAGUACACCAGCUGAAGGACUUGUUGGACCAGAUCCUCAUGUUGGACCCGGCUAAGCGGAUUAGCAUCAACCAGGCCCUGCAGCACGCCUUCAUCCAGGAGAAGAUUUAA
Rangifer tarandus platyrhynchus (Svalbard reindeer) is the source of this 3123-nucleotide messenger RNA. Lineage: Eukaryota; Metazoa; Chordata; Mammalia; Artiodactyla; Cervidae. The record is from the annotation of a GenBank genome assembly.